GACGGAAAAGAAGCAAACGAGAAACAAAACAACACUUUGAAAGGACUUUGAACGGUUCUGCUUUUCAGUGCGUGAUUGAAAUCGUAAUUUACAGUGAUUAACAGUUAUUAAUCAGUUGUUUUUCGUUGAAACCCAGAGCAGAGUGUUUAAAUGGCGUCAGGAAGCGCACUGAUCUUUGAUGAGGAGAUGAUCCGUUAUAAACUCCUCUGGACAGAUCCAGUCUGUGAGAUCGAGGUGCCUGAGCGGUUGACCGUGUCUUACGAAGCACUGAAGACUCACGGCGUGGCACAGAGGUGCAAACAGCUGCCGGUCCGCCAGGCCACCGAGCAGGAGAUUUUACUCGCACACAGUGAGGAGUAUCUGGAGGCCGUUAAACAGACUCCAAAAAUGAGCGUGGAAGAGCUGAUGGCAUUUUCGAAGCAGUACAGCGACGUCUAUUUCCAUCAGAACAUCUAUCACUGUGCCAAGCUAGCCGUGGGCGCCACACUGCAGCUGGUGGACAGCGUCAUGAAGAGAGAGGUCAGGAACGGCAUGGCGCUUGUCAGGCCUCCAGGACACCACAGUCAGCGCUCCGCUGCGAACGGUUUCUGUGUGUUUAAUAAUGUGGCCAUCGCUGCGCUUUAUGCUAAGAAGAACUACAACCUGAACAGGGUUUUGAUUGUGGACUGGGACAUCCACCAUGGACAAGGUGUCCAGUACUGCUUUGAGGAGGACUCGAGUGUGCUUUAUUUUUCUUGGCAUCGUUAUGAGAACCAGGCCUUCUGGCCCAAUCUCCCCGAGUCGGACUACACCAGUGUUGGGAAAGGCAAAGGAUGUGGUUUUAACAUUAACCUCCCCUGGAACAAGGUGGGCAUGACGAACAGUGACUAUCUGGCUGCUUUCUUCCAUGUUCUUUUACCCGUCGCGUACGAGUUUGAUCCAGAGCUGGUUCUGGUCAGUGCUGGUUUUGAUUCAGCCAUUGGGGACCCAGAAGGUGAAAUGUGUGCUAUUCCUGAGAUCUUUGCCCACCUCACCCAACUGCUAAUGCCUUUGGCUGCAGGCAAAAUGUGCGUCGUUCUGGAGGGAGGGUAUAACCUGACUUCUCUGGCCCAAUCGGUUUGCCAAACCGUCCAGACCCUUCUUGGAGAUCCCGCCCCUCGGCUGUCAGGGCUCACAGCUGCUUGUGAGAGUGCACUGGAAUCUAUCCAAAAUGUUUGCAACGCUCAAUCAUCAUACUGGAACUGUUUUAAACACUUAGAGGCUCAUUCAGGAACGAGCAACAAACGACCUAGAAUGGACAAGAAGAACGGUGGAGCUAAAGAGGCUGAGAAACCUGCGCCAGAGACCAAUGCAAAGAAGACGACACAGGAUAUUGUGUGGCCUGAACCUUUAACCAGGACAUCAACUGAUGUGCGAACAGCUGUAGCGCCUCCUCCUGGUGCGGAGGUCUCACUGCCAGAGGGCUGCCAACAUUUGGGGGAAGUUUCCCAAAGCACCACUAAAGUAGUGAAAAGUUUUCGAGAUAAACAUUUCCAAGACGUAACAGAUCAAAACAUCCUCCAGCCUCUUGGAAAUAUAAUUUCAGUUCUUGACCAAAUGAUGAAUAAAGAGGUGCGUAAUGGAUGCAUCGUGGUGUCUGACUUGAGUGUGUCCGUACGCUGUGCUUGUGAACGUGCGUUAAUGGGCCUUGCUGAACGGGUGCUGGUUGUUUUUAUUGGAGAUGGGAAUGUACCAGUAAACACUAAUGACGGGAAGGUGUUACUAGUCCAAGUCUGUGCUGAAGAAACUGAAGAGAAGUGCAUGAACCAUUUGUCCUUGUGUCUGAGAGAGGGUGAGAGCUUCACGGCAGGAUUCAUGCAGGCAGUUCUGAGCCUGAUUCUCCCUCUGGCGUAUGAGUUUAACCCCUGUCUGGUGCUGGGGGUUGUCAGAGACAGUGGGGCAAAGACUCAUCUGGCACCAGUCUGGGGUCACCUGACCAGCCUGCUCCAAGGCCUGGCAGGGGGUCGGACACUCACCCUACUGCAGGGCUAUGACAAAGAUCUGCUGGAGGUUACGGUCUCUUCACUCUCUGGGGGCCCUGUCCCUCCUCUCAGGCCCCUGGGGGCCUCCAAACCUGAAGAUGUUCAGAUGAUGGAAAAGCAGAGACAGAGGCUGCAGAAACGCUGGAGUUUGGUGCAAGAGUGUUGGGGCCUUCUGCGUUGCACAGUUUCAGAAAGCUGAUGGAAACCUCUGGGACAUUGAACGACCUGCAUUUUGAUAUUCAAUUAUGGAAAAUAAUAUUUUUUGUACUUUUUGUAAAUUAUGUAUGGCAUUAAAAAUGAACCUAUUUCA
Messenger RNA from Onychostoma macrolepis, 2310 nucleotides. RefSeq names its product histone deacetylase 10 (gene hdac10). The transcript is spliced from 20 exons. Lineage: Eukaryota; Metazoa; Chordata; Actinopteri; Cypriniformes; Cyprinidae. Gene Ontology annotation, biological process: chromatin organization. The record is from RefSeq and is a predicted model, not a curated record. Gene Ontology annotation, molecular function: histone deacetylase activity. Bases 151 to 2199 code for a protein of 682 amino acids. Gene Ontology annotation, cellular component: histone deacetylase complex.